ACGUGGCCAAGAUGGCGGCCGAGGUGAUUGAAAUCUUAAAGAAAUGCGUCAACAAGAUCACAAGUUCCAGUACGAAGGAAAGGCGACACGUUUGUGAGGAACUUCUAUUGCCUUGCAUCCAGAAACAGGAUUUUUCUGAGGCUGGAGUAAAAGCAGUGAUCAAGUUGAUAUUUUUAACACAACAUCGUUACAGAGAUAACCAGUCUAGAAGAGGGGUUGAAGAAGUCCUUAGAGUGUUGGCAGAAAAGCAAAGUGUGAAUGCUGUCAAAUACUUUUGUAUGGUGUUUUCUGAUGUUGAAAAACAUAUAACCUCAUCAGCACCAAGUUAUGUGAACAGUGGUUCAAAUCUUGUUCUUUUGUGCUGGUCGUGUGUCCUUGCCAGACAUGUCUACAGCAAGACUGAAUUGUGUAAGGAUGCACAAUGGAUCAGACUGGUACAGGUUCAAUGUCUGGCACUGCAUGGAGUUCUGUCUGCUGGAACAGCUUGUGUUUGUGAAGCAGGAAAGAAAAAAUUAUACAGAGUCUGGAGAGAGGUUCCAGGAAUCACAUUUAAAUAUGCAGAAGCCAUCAGCAAAUUGGAGGCAUCACAGGAAAACUGUUGCUUGACUGGACUGCUAUUUAAUUUUUGCACCAAAAAUAAAGAUGUUGAAACGAUAGGUAAAUUUAAGAAAACAUUGCUGGAAAUGUACGUGAAAGCUGUGAUUAAUAGCAAGACAAGACCCUCCCAUCAUGUCCUGGUGAACAUUCCCCCUUUGCUCAGUCACGUCACCCAUGACGACUUCAGCAGUUUAAUCUUACCAGCAUUACAGAAAUCUCUGCUGCGAAACCCAGAGGUGGUUCUUGAAAGUGCUGCUUAUUUAAUUUCUUCUGUUUCAAUUGAUUUAUCAAAGUACGCUUUAGACAUCUGUAAAAACACUGUUGGUCAGCUGCGUGCUAAAGAAGAGCUCCACAGACAGGAGGCUAUGUUAAUCUUAAAGAAUCUUGCACAUCAGUGCAGUGAUCCAGGAGCAAUGGAGGAACUUAUCAACUAUUUAUUUGCUGUCCUUAAUGGUUCAGAAGGCAAACUUACUCAGUGGAAUGACAGAGUUGGUGUUCUUCAAGGGAUAAAGAGUCUGGAGCACCAUUCAGUUAGUGGAAAUGCAUCUGUGCAAGCAUUAAGCCAACUUGUUGCUGAAAAACUUGUGAAAUAUUUACAACAAGAAGUGCAUGAAGGAGCUGUUGUGUAUGGCCUAUCAGUUUUAAGUCACUGGUGUACCCAUUUCUCCACACAAGUACCUAAGGUACUUGUUGAUGCCUUCAAGAAAGGAAUGACUAACAAGAACUCCACCACAGCUGUACGUACUGGGUACUUACAGUGUAUGACAGGUGCUUUUCAAGGUAAUACCCUUCUCCAAGGGAUGGAAAUUCUGCCUCAGUUACUGCAAACCAUUGAAAAAGCCAGUGGCCAACCAAACCAAGCUGCUAUUGUUACAGAAGGACUAUUAGCUGCCUCCAUACUAAUCAGAUUAUCACUUGCUGAUGUACAAGCAGAAUCUAAACUGGGUUCAUUUUGGACAACAUUCCUGGAUAUAAAGAAGCAGCUGUUUGUUUCAGACAAAUUUUUAAACUUUGCAUCUGAAGAAGCUCUCCUAUUACUGGUGUCUGUCAUUGAAAGACUCGUCCUCAGUCAUGGACAAAGAUUAAACAAAUCUAAUAGCCAACCUUGGUACAGAGCUUUGGUAUUUCUACUGACUCACUCAGCUUGGAAGGUCAGGCAGAAUGCGCAGUCCUGUGUUCAGCGGCUGUUCAAUGCUUUAGGAGAGAGUGCUUUAGAACUACAGUGUUUGUUGUUGAAAGAGCUGUCAAAGCUUAUUGCUCAACAGAAGCAUCAUGUCACAGACAGUUCUGUUCCAAUCAUGAAUGGAGAUGCACCACAGGGAGGGUCGCCCAAUGAUGCAGGAAGAACUAACAUCAGCCACAGGAUACUUGUGUCCAGUCUUUGCUGCCUGACCCUGUCUCUCGUAAAGAGUAAUCCAGACCUGUCUGAGGAAACGAAAGACAAAAUCGCUUUGCAGAUUCUCUCAGAUGCACACCAUCCAGCUAUCGUUUCAUAUAAAGGUGAGUUAUGGAUGAGGAUUGUUCACAGUCUGGGGAUCGAGACACAAGGCUUUGUUGGGCGUCACUUGGAUGCCAUAAUGGAGAUGAUAGUCUCAAGCAGCACGUCUCAACAGUGCUCACAGAAUAUGCUCCACGCCAUGGCGGGACUUGCACCAAAAGUGAUUUUACCGAGAGUAGUGAAGCACAGUACAGUUUGUUUAGCAAAACCAGCCUUCCAGCAAGUGACAAUGGAGGAGCAUGCCAUACUGUACACACCAGAAGGAGAGAUCCACAACACCAGUGUAUUGGAAAGUGUCAGGGUAGCAGAAGCAGGAAAAAAGCAAAACAUGAAGAAAGAAUCAAAGGCUUAUUCCUAUGAGGAUCAACUCUGGGAGAAAGAUAUACGUGAGUCAAUCAAAAAGAAAAAGAAAGCCGAGGGAAAACUUUCAGAAAAGGAUGAGAUGAGCCAGAAGGAAAAAGAAAUCUUUGAAGCUCAGCUGAUGAAGGAAGCAGAAAUAAGAGACAGAUUAAAAGAGCUUCAAAGGGAAGUGGUGCAAGUAGGAUCACUACUGGAGACAGCUAUAACAGCAAACCCAAACGCCAUGCGUAUGUACACCCCCACCAUCCUCACCACCCUACUGCCACUGUUGCAGUCCCCCCUGACUGCACCUGUUAUGAUUCCUGUUCUGGUGAAGCUUGGUAAAAGUGCAUUUAACGACGAUCAAGAACAUCUUGCUGAGCUCGUUGGAUACGUCACUCUGCGACUUUUAAAACCAAUGUGCCGUAUUGACCAAGCCUGGUGUGAAGAGGAUUUGUUAUCAGCGACCAAGCGAGUUAUCUCUGUCCUCCACUCCACAUCAGUUCCUGAUCUAAAUAUUGUUGGAUCAAGUUCAUCAGACUCAUUGACCGAGCUUCUGUCAGCCCCAGCGUUUGCGUUCUGUUUUCCUUUUCUAAGAUGCGUGCUACGAGAUGGAGGCAAGAAUGUCAAGGGAAAUGAAGAUCUCAGACAGGAAGCGUUGCAGAUUGUUGCUGAACACUGUAAAUUACGAGCGAAUAACGACGAUGAUGACGAGGAAGAUGAGCAGGAUGAAAAUGACCCGGCUUUGUUACCAAGAGAAGAAAUGCUGUAUUUAUUGACUGAGAUUAUUUCCACGAGUGCGGACACCAUCAAGGGUUCGAGAUUACAGCAACUGGCAUCUCUUAGUCUGGUUGAGCUGUGCAAGGCGACAAGCGGGGAAUAUGGUUGUACCACAGCAGCACCAGGCGAGAUCUCUGUUCUGUUAAACUCCCUGGAGUCCCCCGCAGCCUCAUUGCGAUUUGCAACCUUGCAAGGGCUUCUGGUCCUCACCUACCUUCUGUCUACAAGGGAUCAUGGGACAUCACAGACUGCUCGACUUGUAAGACGAUUGUGGGUGGCCAAGUUUGAUGUUGAUGAAGAAAAUGCUAAAUUAGCUGAGAGGUUAUGGCAGGAAGUAGGUUUCACUGCCCCAGAGCCAUUAUGUAGUGCACUUUUGGACGAUGUCGUACACGAUGUAGAAAUUAUCAGAAAAGCCGCUGCCCCAGCGCUGGCGGCGGCCAUUGACGAACACCCGGAUGUUGCCUCAGCCAUUCUUCAGCAGCUGGUGGAUCUCUAUGAUGUAAAGCUCAAGGUAAGGUCUGUAAAAGGUUAAUGCAAUAGACGACUGCGAAUACUGUUACCCAUUCAAAGUUAGCAGCACUUGCUUAAAAAUAGGAACGUCCCUCCAUUGUUCGUAUUUUUCGUUCCAACUGGUCUGGGAGAUCACCAUCUUGAAGUCAGGAAACACAUGUUGAAUGCAGCUCUGAAGGCAGUAAAUGAUCAUGGAAAGGCCAAUAUCGCGCUACUUCUUCCUGUAUUUGAGCAGUUCUUGGACAUGGCACCAGAUACUUCUGCGCAUGACACGAUCCGUCAAUCAGUGAUUAUUUUGAUGGGUUGCUUGGCGCGGCAUUUAGACAGUUAGACCAAUUGUUGGAAAACUCUUGAAUGCUCUGUCAACACCCUCACGUAGUGUUGAGCUCCUUGGUGCUAUGGCGUUCUGUGCCCCAAAACAGUUAUCGUCAUGUCUUCCCAGUAUUGUGCCUCGCUUGUGUGAAGUUCUCACAGAUUCUCACAUGAAAGUACAGAAGGCUGGAGCCCAGGCCCUUAGACAAAUCGGCUCAGUGAUCCGAAACCCAGAAAUUCUAGCCAUUUCGUCCGUUCUUCUCGAAGCCCUAAUGGACCCAUCUACCAAGACUGCACCAUGUUUACAAGUUCUGCUCCAGACCUCUUUCGUUCAUUUUAUUGAUGCUCCAUCGCUCGCUCUCAUUAUGCCCGUCCUGCAACGCGCGUUGAGCGAGCGUUCAACUGAAACCAAGAAAAUGGCGGCACAAAUUAUUGGAAAUAUGUGUUCUUUGACAGACAAAAAGGAUCUCGCUCCAUAUUUGGGUGCAGUUGUUCCAGGAUUGAAACAGGCCUUACUUGAUCCAGUACCAGAGGUCCGUGCAGUAUCUUCCCGCGCCCUCGGUGCUUUGGUCCGCGGUAUGGGCGAGGAGUGCUUUGAGGAUCUGUUACCGUGGUUGAUGGAGACUCUGACGUCAGAGAACAGCAGCGUAGACAGAUCAGGCGCAGCUCAAGGUCUUGAUGAAGUUUUGUGUGCUAUGGGUACCAACAGACUCGAGAAACUUAUGCCGGAAGUGAUUUCAACCACAGAGCGCGUUGAUUUGGCGCCACAUGUACGCGAAGGAUACCUGAUGCUGUACAUCUAUCUUCCUUCAACUUUCAAAGAUGACUUUAUUCCAUUUGUGGGACCCGUCAUACCUUCUGUGCUGAAGGGCCUGGCAGAUGAGUCCGAACAUGUGCGAGACACGUCUCUAAAGGCUGGUCAGCGGAUUGUGAACUUGAACGCCAACACAGCCAUUGAACUGUUCUUACCGGAGCUGGAGAAAGGAUUGUUUGACGAUAAUUGGAGAAUACGACACAGUUCUGUCCAACUACUGGGUGAUCUGUUGUACGAGAUAUCUGGUGUAACUGGUAAAAUGUCCACUGAAGGCAAAGAGGAUGAUAACUUUGGAACCAGUCAGUCCAACCAGGCCAUCAUCGAAUCCCUGGGUGCAGAGCGCCGUAAUCGUGUGUUAUCCCGGCUAUAUAUGGGCCGUUCUGACGUUUCCCUGAUGGUGCGCCAGGCGGCCUUGCACGUGUGGAAGGUUGUGGUCCCUAACACGCCUCGUAUCCUAAGAGAGAUUCUCCCCACGCUGUUUUCUCUUCUACUAGGAUGCCUAGCGAGUACCAGCUAUGACAAGAGACAAGUUGCAGCUCGCACACUGGGAGACCUUGUUCGCAAACUUGGUGAGCGAGUUCUUCCGGAGAUCAUUCCGAUUUUGGAGCGAGGUUUGGACAGCGACAAGUCAGAUGAGAGACAAGGAGUUUGUAUUGGACUCAGUGAAAUUGUCUCCUCAACCAGCAAGGAACAGGUAAUACAGUAUGUUGAUUCCCUGGUACUCACGGUGCGUCGUGCUUUGAUCGACCCGUUGCCUGAAGUGCGUGUGGCUGCGGCCAAAACAUUUGAUCAGCUUCAUAACACCAUCGGAGCGAAAGCUUUGGACGACAUUCUGCCUGACUUACUCAAAAAAAUGGAUGACCCUUCUCUGUCUGAGUACGCAUUGGAUGGGCUCCGUCAGGUCAUGGCCGUGAAGAGCAGAGUCGUACUUCCUUUCCUAGUACCUCAGCUCAUCACUCCACCUGUUAUCACUCGUGCACUGGCCAUACUGUCUGCCGUCGCAGGUGAUGCGCUUACCCGCCAUCUGAAUAGGAUUCUACCGGCCAUCAUUAAAGCCAUACAGGACUGCUUUGGAACAGAGCAUGAAAAAGAA
Molecule: messenger RNA, 5943 nt
Organism: Pocillopora damicornis (cauliflower coral)
Lineage: Eukaryota; Metazoa; Cnidaria; Anthozoa; Scleractinia; Pocilloporidae
Product: stalled ribosome sensor GCN1-like
Biological process (GO): cellular response to amino acid starvation; regulation of translation
Cellular component (GO): cytosol
Molecular function (GO): protein kinase regulator activity
Source: RefSeq, a predicted model, not a curated record